Messenger RNA from Megalopta genalis, 8511 nucleotides. Lineage: Eukaryota; Metazoa; Arthropoda; Insecta; Hymenoptera; Halictidae. The record is from RefSeq and is a predicted model, not a curated record.
GGGGGUCUUCGUACGGCCCUGGACAUGCGCGUAUAGCCAGGCGUGCAUUGGCACUCCCGCUAUCGAUCAGUCGCGUGUUAGUCCACCGUGACAUGGAGGAUCUCCUGCUGCAGAUCGUCAAGGAGUCCAGCAAUGCGAAGCUACAGAAUUUACGGAAAUCGGCGCAGGAAGCGCAUGAUUUCCUGGAGAAGCAGCAAGCGUUGCUGCGUGAUCCACCCCACGAGCUGCGAGCAAAAUGUCUACACACCUUUCAGCUAGCACUGGAAACCAAGAGGAGCAAAUUCGUCGCGUUCGGUCUGUCGGGAUUACAUAAAAUGUUGAGAGACGACAGAUUCCAGUCACCGUACGAGCCAGAGGACGAUUCCUUAUGGCUGCCCGCGCAAAUGUUGCACGCGAUGGGCUCUAUUCUGUCACAGUCCGACGACACGCAGACGGAUAUGUUAAAAGUGCUCCUGCAAGUUGCCUGUUCCUCGUAUUGGACGAUGAACGGCCGCUUGAUCAUCGCCAUUCUCACUACCUGCUGCGAGGCUUUCGAAAAUGGGAACCAAGCGGUCAGAACCGCUGCCCAAGCUGCCACCAGCCAGACACUGCGGUCCUUCUGUCUGUUCUUAGACGAGGAGUGCCAAGAAAUGGACGAGAACGCGAAGAAGAACAAGAAUCUCUGGGAGAGGGGGGUGUCCUGCUUCAACGAGGCCCUGCCGAUCCUUCAGUACAUCUGCAGCAAGCUGGACGAAGCUCAAAACAAUGGCAGAAACGGCAACACCGUGGUCUUCCUUCUGGAGUGCCUGCACACACUGAUCUCGUCCUUGCCGCAGAAGAUCCACACCAACGGUCAUUUCACCACCUUCCUUUGGCAGAAGUUCUGUCCCGCGCUGAUCGCUUUCCUCGGGACACCCAGGGUCGAUAAAACGUUCACCUCCAGGGAGGGCAAGGAGAACGAAGUGGGCAGGGGCUCCGGGUACCUUGCUACUUCGCUGAGCUUCGAUAGCCAUCAGGCUAAGACCGUCUACAGUAUCGGGACAGAGCUGGUCCGAUUGGUAGGCUGCGUAGGACCUUUGAGGCCAGUUCUAGAAUCCGUGUUCCAUCGAAUGCUGCUCUAUCCGCCCCCUCAGCAGCGUCUAGAGCCCCUGAAGGCGCUGAAGGAGCUUCUUCGCAGUCCCAGUCGAAUGGUGGACUUCGCAGGGCCGUUGCUGGUGGAGGAGGACAGGUCGAGCCACAUUCAGAGCGACAUGGCGUUGAUGAGACUGGCAAUGGACUCUAUCGAGGAAUCAACGACCGGCGGACUGAGCAUCUUGCACGCCAGCGUUUCGUGCGUGGUAGCGAUGCUCUCCGCUCUUCAGGAACUGUGCGAGGGCAAGGCCAUCAAUCACACCUACACCUGCGCGAUCAAUAGCUUGUACGAGGACCUGGAGUCCUGCGACUACAGAGGGCCGCUGACGUACCAGAGCAUGGCGAGGUUGCCGAAAACGUACAGAGAGCAAUUGGAGCUGAUGAAGAAAGGUAUAGGCUCCGAUUCCGACUCUUCGGGACACGGACCGUCGGAGGACGGUGAUUCGACGGAUACCGAAGGGCCUCAGAACGAUUCCGACGAGGUGCAAGAAGAGAACAGCUUGGAGGACAAUGACUACGCGAUGGAGAACGAAAGGGAGAGGCUGAGAUUGGAGAAGCUUCCGAAGUGUCUCCACGUUGGCAGACAGGUCGCCGACGAAUGCAACGUCGACGUAGAGAGACACAAUGCUAGGAAGUUCGUGAAGACGCUGAAAAGCGAUCUGAUCCCUAUGGUGUUGAGCCUGAGGAGCAACAUAGAGGUCGACGAAGCUUUGCAGAACUUUGCCUCGGAAUAUUGCCAAGGGGUGUUCACGGCUCAGCAGAAGAUCCAGGAGCAGACCGAGAUCAGCACCGACUCCUGCGCGUUGAUCACGAUCAUGAAUGCUGACGGGAUCUACUUGGCUACUUAUGCAGCCUUGCUGCUGAAUUUGAAGCUGAUCAGGAUCAAUUAUUACCACGAAGAGAGUCGUCAGGUUCCGAUCAGCGAGGAACAAUUCGUGGAAGAAGUGCACGGAUCGGGUGUCCUCGUCUAUUUGUCAGCGACUUGGCUGUCCGAACUGUAUCAGCAGGUGUUGGCCUGUAAUCUCCUCGAAAAGUGCGGCUACAAUCCGCACUAUACCGAGCACAGUGCUCUGAUAAACGUUCUAACCGACGUCGACGGCAUUCCCGGCAGCCAAAGAGGCGGACAGCUCCUUUCGGACUACAUAAGGCUGGAGAAAGCUCAGCUGUCUCGAAGCGAGCCAACACCGGAAGCCGAAGCCGGCGCUAAACUUUCCAGAAGAGUCCUAACUUGCUGCUGGGGAAGCAUGAUGACUGUUCUGACGACUGGCUUGAAUCCUCCGAAGGAAGAGAACAAUAAAGGAAUACUGAACAGAGACGGCGGCAGGAGAGGCAUCAGGGACACCGUCGUAUUGUCCUUGGAAGGCCUCCAUAAAGCUGCGAUAUUGAGCAAUAUUCUUGGUCUGCAGAAUCGUUGCGGCUCGAUUUUCGCUUUACUGGCGAAAGCAGCCUGCACGGAACAAUCGAUAUCGAGGAUCACGCGAACGAAGGAUGUUCUCAGGCUGAAAUUGCAGAACAGGGCGACUAAUAUUCACACGUCGCACGCGUUAAGCAUGGACGUUCUCCUGGGCAAAGGUCUGGAGCUGGGGAGCCAUGGCAGCGACUGUUGGCCGCACGUUUUCACCUGCUGCUUGUACGUGAGUAAACUGGAGCACGAUUUCUUCGGGAGAAACCAGAAUCCUUCGCUACCGAAGACUCAGCAGAAGAAGGAGAAGAAGGACGCUCCGAAUGGGGACUCCAAGGGGAAUCAGGACAGGUUGAGGCUGAACUUCAACAUAGCCGACGAGGAGGAGACCUGCGUCGACGUCUACAGCUUCUUGUCCAGCCCCUACACGCAGAACCCCAGCUCCGACACGAUCCCAGAAAUUAUCCAAGAGUCCACCGCGGACAGUCAGUUCAACGGCAUCCUCCCAGCCGAUUACGCGGCUAAGAUCAUCUGCGUCCUGUCGCAACAGGUCGACAGGCUCUUCGAGAACGCUGCUUUGAAGCUGAACCUGAGAGCGCUGUGCCUAUUCUUGACCGCGCUUUGCAAGGCCAGCAAGGCUCAAUUGUUUAAGACGCCGGACGGGUUCAAGGAUAACAAACGAUUCUGGUGGCGCAGAACCAAGCCCAGAGAGAACGAGAUGAACGUGUUGCUCUUGGCAAGGCUGGGGGAGGUGAUGCUGAAAUGCGUGAAGAGUGGAAGGCCUUUGAUUCACAUAAUGAGGGUCUGGAGCAUCCUGGGACCUCACUUCAUGGAGGCAGCCUGUCACAAGGAUCGUAGCAUCUCCAAGAAGGCGGUGCAGUGCAUCCACGACUCCAUGGCUGCCUUGUUGAACGAGCAAGUCGAGUUGCCGCACUUCCACUUCAACGAAGCGCUCUUCAAGCCGUUCGAGAACCUCUUGUGCCUAGAACUCUGCGACAGCGACGUGCAAGAUCAAAUCGUGAGCUGCAUCUGCGAGUUCGUCGAGACCAACCGUACCGAGAUCCGGUCAGGCUGGCGGCCUCUGUUCGGCGCGCUGCGCGUAGCAUCGGUCGGCAAUUCAGAUUCCGUGGAGUCCGCGCCGCUCCUCGAGGUGUUCAGAGUCUUCCUAUCCACGGACAACACCCUCGUGUUCGCGAACGCCGCGCUAGAUUGCAUUCUCUGUCUGUUGCGGCACGUGAGAGGCAUCGGCGACGCGGAGGGUCAUCAGGACGAACAGGAGCAGGUCGACGUCGCCGAGACCAAGCGAAUGAGACUCUGCGUGGAGAGCCUCAAGUACCUGUUGAGCUGCAGCGAUAUUUUGGCCUCGAUGUACGGCAUGCCAGCCUGCCCGAUCUUCCAUUCCGCGCAGAGGAUCCAGUUCGCGACCAUUCCCCAGUACGUCGAUCCCUUGAUCCCGAACUCCGAGGUGAUCCGAUUCGACAAGCACGCCGAAUCCAUACAAGAGACCAUUCCCGAAAGGCCUCACGACGUCCUCAUGGAGAACGUUCACACGAUCACCACCCUGCAGAGCAUGGACAAGCCCAGCGGUAUCCUCAGGGUCUGGUGCAUCCUCAUCGAGGGCCUGUCCAGCGCCACCAUGAUCUGUCCCAAACGCUACCAGCCUCACACCAUGGAGACGCUCUUCCAUUUGCUGCGGGACACCUUGAACGUCCCCGGACCAGCGUUCGGUCUCUAUUGCGUGAAUCAUCUGCUUCUUCCCAUGGUCCAGAACUGGCUCAGAAAGACCUCCAAGAUCUUCCGGGGCUGGGACAACUUCGCCCCGAAUUUCAAGCAGUGCUGCGGCCUCAUCACCGACCUGGUCGUCGAUUACUUGACGCAUCUUCAAGGUCCCGAGGUGGUGAGGAACGAGGCUUAUCUACCGGCGACGACGCUCAUGUUGAAACAGCUACUACUGGUGAUGGCGGAAUGCGUCGUGCAGCCGACCGAGAGCAUAGCUCGAUUAGGCUGCGCCUGCAUUAGGCACGUCCUGGUGAACAGCGGUCCGCUUCUCACCCCAGAACAAUGGGAGGUCUGCGGCGUCGCCUGUUACCGCGCCUGUUCGAAUUCCCUGCAAGAGUUGCACCAGCUGACCAUGGCUUUCUCGCCGAGAUCGGAAUCCUUUUACGGCGACGUAGCUCAGGUGAAGGUUGCCGCGCGACGGGACGCGACCAUCGAGGAGUCGGAACGUCUGCGACAGCUCGCCGCCCAGGUGUUCCUCCUGGAGGAACAACACCCUGAAGACUCCUCGAGCAUGUCGGACGACAGGUCGUACGUAUUUCUGCUCUAUCCACCUUCCGUGGGGUCUACGCUCAAUCCUGAUCUCUAUAUCGUGAGAGUGCAACUGAGGGCGCUGGUGGUAGGCCUCUUGGUGCACCAGAUGCUGCUGCACUGCAUCGCCAGUGUGCUUUUGCAGAACAACGAUUCCUCGUUUCCCAGCCUAACCCACGUGAUCCCUCGCUCGAUGGGCUCGGCGUCGCCGAAAGACUCGACUUCCGGUUGCCUGUCGUACUUGUCCAGCCAGCACGUCGACAUCUUCCUCUCGGCCCUGGACCUGUCCUACGCGGCAGCCCUGAAAUUCGAUUGCCGACCGGGCCUGAAGUUCCUGGUGCAAAAGAUAGCAAACCUCCAACAACCGGCGAACCUCUAUCGCCAAGCUGGCGCAGCGUGGAUCAUCAAGAUCGUUACCCUCUUCGAGCUCUGUCUUCGGGAGAUAGAAACCACCGGGGCCGACCUCGAAACGGUUAAAUCCCUGCUGACCUACAGCUCGGACGACAAGCCCCAGAAUCUUAGGAAGCUGUCCAAGUAUUUGAGACAGGCUCAGACCACGUUCGAGGAACUUUGCGAGAGCUACGUGGACGUGGUCCUGGACAAGGAUGGCAAACACACCAGAAUCGACAGCUUCUCCGAACGGGAGAUCUUCCUGCUGGUGGCGCAGCCCGACGACUAUCCGGAGAUCACCAGAAAGGAGCCGAUCGUCGACAGGGCCGUAAACACGCCGGCACCCCCGGAAUUCUAUCAGGAUUAUCGUCGGGACUUCCAUCAGGCGUAUCGUCAAGACUACCGUCAACACUAUCGCCAGGAUUUCCGUCAGGAAUUGGAGGAUCUCGAGGACCAGACGGACGACCAGGACGACAUCGAGGCCUACAACCCUAAUCUCGACGACGAGAGCGGUCUGGAAGAGCUUGGACCGGAGCCGGAAGAAGAAAUCAGACGCUUCAGACUGUCCGACCUAGCGGUGGAGUAUUCCACCGACUCUGGCCCACCCAGCGAGCCGGAAACCGACAAUUCCAGGCCGGUGUCUCGCCUAGGCUCCGUCACCGAGAAGAUAGUCUACCUCGACAGAUCGGGAGGCACUUCGAGCGAGGGCUACAUCGACGGAAGGUACUGUUCGAUUACCCCGGCUCCUGGUCGCUUGAUAAAUCGCUCCGACGAUCUCUACUACAAGAUGAGUCCUCUCAGGAGAGCCGAGUCCGCGGGAUCCUUCGAGACCUCGGUCUCCGAAGUGCUGGCAACCAGCACCAGCCUAACCGUCGAAGAGAUGUCCAGCUACAGGCGAUCCAGGAUGCAGAAGAGGAGAAGCGACGCCUGUCUCCUGUCCAGACGGAGUUCCCUCAAGUUCAUCGUUCCCAGCGAGAUCGAGGACUACCAGAAGUUCGAGUCGUCCAACGCUGCGGCCUCGAGGUGCAGAUCGGUCAUGGAACUGAGGAAGAGAUCCGUGUCCGUGUCGUCGAACGAUCUCGAGAUGUCGCCGAGGGCGUCUUCGAAGAUCGAAGAGAAGAAUAUUUCUCCGGCCUGCUUGGACGACGUCGACGAACUGUUGAAGGAUUACAGACGCAGCAAGAGGGGCUUCAGGAUGAAUCCUUUCUUGAAGGACGACGGGGAGGAUGCACCGGACGGUGUCUCGAUCAGGGACAGCUCGUUCCAGAGGAAGACCAACGUGCACAAAGACAGCGAGGCGCACAGGAGGGCCUGGGCCGAGACUCUGUGCACCGUUUUGGACUGGACUCUGGCUCUAUCGACUGACAAACUGACACCCCUGCUUCCGGUGUUCGUGAACGGCGUGCAGAUCCUCAAGCACCCCGUGGGCCAGGACCUCCAGGAACGGUUGUCCACUGUUUCCCACAGAAUACCAACUGGAAACGUGAAGACGAUUCUUCGAUUUCAGAAGAGUGAUUCGUUCUUAUUGUUAAUUUCAUCGUUCCAGCGUUCAUCGGCGAAGAAAAGCGAAAGGUCGCCGGAGCUGGGACCGUCUCGUCGCGACUGUUCAAACUUCGAAACCUUCGUCCAAAUUAUCUUCGGAAUCGGUCGAAAUAACUUCGACGUCCAGCUUCCAUUAUCUCGUGAAUCAAAAGAGUGGGCUAGAGGAUCGCGGACUAUUUCUCGCGAAUUGUCGCGUUGCUUGCGAACGAAUGCAACGACGCCGAAAACGACGACCGGAAGUGGCACGCGAACACGACAGACAAUAGCCAAUCCCCGAUUCUCCGCGGAUGAGAGAAACGGUGUCCCGUUUUCUCCGCGAUCUCUGGCUUGUCUCGACGCGACAGGACGCGUCGACACGGAGGGACAAGGAUUUUAUUUACGAUCCACUCUCUGCACGCACAUCUCCCGAUUCUCAUUUUAUGCUCUUUGCGCUUACCUGUAGUUUGCGGUCCAGUCGCAGCGGAGACUCGCUGCCGGCCUCGGCCCCGCGACCAGCGCGAUGGAUUCCGCGAGAUGCUCGACUUACCAUUCCCAUUCCGAGCUCCCGAAAAUCCUACCAGAAUCUGUUGUCCUUUCCCCGGAGCCCCUGCACUUUCGUUUCCGUUUCGCUGCAACGUGGCGCUCGAUCGCAGAGUCGAAGAGAAAAUCGAAUCCGCCGGCGUUCGUGCUUUAUGCUUCUACAGCGAGAUAUUUCGUUGGAGUUUAUUGGGAAAUGAAAUAUUAUUAUUUUGCGAGAUCUUUGAAUGCGAUAAAUAUUGAUAGAUAACGCGGGGAUAGUAUGCAAUAUUUAUAUUUGAGCCUGGAUCGAGAAUCGGCUAAAGAUUAGGGCACGAGUUUUACUUGGAAAUUUUGCCUAACGACGGAGCACCAUCUCAUAAAUCUUUCCAGUCGAAGCUGCAUUUCCACCCCCCUCCCCCAACCAUAUGCAAUCUAUCAAGCAUUAUUUGUACGACUAAUAAGAAACGAGAAUCUAAAUGUAAUUAGUGGGCUAGAAAAGUUAAGAGUUAACGUUGAAUCCGAAAGUUAGACACGUUUAGAAAUGUUACAAGAAAGAAUUUCGAGAAGGAUGCAUAUACACAGAUCCUUCGGUGUUUUGCCAAAGAAUUAAAGAAGAAGAAGAAGAAGAAGAAGAAGAAGAAGAAGAAGAACGAAGAAGCUGUAGCAGACGAAGAAGAAGAGUAUUGUUAGAUUUUAUUGUAAAUAGUACUCUCGAUCGAUCUCGGUGAUCCUCGGGAGCAGCUAGGUAUUUUUCGCGUUAAUUUUCCGUGUUGUUUAGCGGACGGCUAGUCGAUCUUUGUUUCCUUUGUCGCUUCGAUAUUAAUAUAUUAUACAAUAUAUUUUGUAUGCCGUUUGUAAAUUAGAGAAAGAUACCAAAACAAAAAAAAAGGAAAAGAAAAAACAAACAGAAGAAGACGGAAGUUUGUCCGGCCGUUGCGUUGUACCAAAAAUAAUUGAUCACCGUUUCACGUCGGUGUUUCUCUCCGCGAUUCUGUCCCGGACUCUCGGCCGUUCGGUGUUAAAAUACAUAAUAAUAUUGUUGAACGAGGUCGAGACGUUUCGUUUGUCUGGACAAAAAAUACCGGAGCAGAGAAAUGAACAAAAUUCCGGACAAAUUAAUAAAUCGAUAAUAAAACGUGCCUAUGUACAACCCUGUUUCCUUUCCGUGUAACCAAGUACGAACUGGGACUCUAAAAGGCUGAUCAGUUUGCCUAUGUGUACGAGAAACAGUAUGAACGAAUAAAAGGUGCAUUUAUUAUGAA